CAGACCAUGGCUCCUGGGUACGGGGUUCUUAUCCUUCCUUCACUUUCCUGCGACCGUCAUUCUGCGGUGUUUGCUUGAGUGCUCUCUUUUUUCUUGUACAUAAUGACACUGUUCAACUGAGGCUUCAGGCUCAUUUUUGGGUAUCCGAUUAUUUGUUGUGCCACAGUCUCUAUUCUCCAACCCCAUGUGAACGUGUCAGGAGCAGACAUUUUGUAUCCUCUUGAUCUGGACAUCUUGGCCAUCGCAUUCGACGAAGAAAACUGAUCAUAUUCACAAAGUGCUCAGACUUCAUUGUCCAUGGCUGCCUCCGUUACCUACGUACAUCUCUAGGUCACUUCCUGCUGCAAGCUUGUCCCUUUUCGCAGCCUGAUCCUCGAUCGCGACCCUGUCAUCAUGGCUACCUCCAUGAACCCUCUCGAUCUUUACCAUGAUCCGGCUCUCGAUUCCCUAAUCGCUCAAAAUACCGCGCGCAGCAGACAAAAUGGCUCAAGUCGACGGUAUAGCGGGGGGCAGGGCAGGCGCCCGCUUUCUCAGAACUUGGAAGAUACUGUACAACUACCUCCUGCUGCGCCCGAAGUGCCUCAGGGGCCACCCAUCUCCUAUCGAGGUUUUGGUCAGGGUGCGGACCCAGGCCCACAGCGAUCCUUCUCCCAGAGAGCCAAGGGCAGACCAUUCCACAGAGAAGCGUUUGCAGACUUGGAGGAUGAAUACCCUGAGGAGACAGCCAAACCCAAACAGCGCAUAGUAUCUGAGCCAGUACGCCGGGAAGCCAUGCCCAUUGUCUCUCGAAAGCCAGCCCCGCCCGAUGGUCUGCGACUAAACACUGCAGAUCUCAAUGGCUCGAGCGCUGCGAAAAUGCCAGGAAGGGAGAUGCAAUCAGCCCGUGAACCAUCUCACAAUGAGCCAAGGUCUAAUCAACAGCCUCGUCGGGCGUCUGACACUCCACGUCGUGUUGAAGAGCCUGUAUCGGCUGUGAGCAGAUCGAGUGCUUUCCGAGACGAAGCUCAUAGAAGGGAUUGGGCCCCAGAUCGUUCCCCUCUACAAAAGCUGGAAGUCACUCUGAAUGACAUUAGUAAGGAAGAAAAGCGAGCAAGAGUGCAGGAGGCUGAAAUGCUAUUGCGAGAUCGCGACUCAAAAUCGGCUCGAAAGGUUGCCGAAUCUCCUCGAGAAACUGGUCAGGCGUCCAUACCUGCUGCUCCUGCUAGCCGGUCUGCGCCGAAACGGGAGCGAGCAAUUGACCAGGAAGUACCAACUUUAGAAAAUGCGGUUCUGGUUCGAAAUCUCAGCACCACUCAGCGACAACGUUUGCAACAUAGCACAACUGUGGACAGUCAUCGACCUGACGUACGAAGCCUCUCGGGGGAAGGCCACCCGGGUUUUGAGUACACUAUCUCCAGCCCACUGCAACCGGCUCAUGCUGGUCAACGGCGCCAGUCAGGCAGCAAGAAUCGGCGAGUCAGUGAGUCUAGUCAAGAUGUUCCGCUCGACUCACCUCGCGCCGUGACUGAGGAAGUCGCUGUCAAGCCGGAGACGGUUCGAGCUGGGAAACAGCGCGAAAUCCCGCCAAUGGGCGCAAAAGUUGAGGCUUUGGAUGGGCAAGCGCGAACUCGCACCAGCGAAGCCCAAGCUCCUUCCGUUCCCAGUCGAGACGACUUUUCAGAGCGACAGAGGAACGCGUCUCACAAAGCAGCAUUGGAGAAACUCACUGGAGUGUCGGACCCCGUCAGGCUAGGGCGAGACGGCUCACGUAGACUCCAGAAAGCUCCACAAAGGGAUGUGGAUGAAAGGAAUGCUUCGGCUGGCAGAGUGCCAAGCAGAAUACCCGUGCCGACCUCAGCAACGACCAGCCAAGUUCGCAGACAAGAACAAUACAACCAAGUUGCCGCCGAUGUGAAAAAUGAGGUGACGCACAUACAGCAGCGGCCACAGACACCACCGAUUAGCCUUGGACUCCAAUCGUCACCCCACCCAAGCAGCCCCCAGUCUCCCCCAGCGAAGCCGGUAGAUGUGAUACGUCAACGACAAAGAAAGUCUAGUGUGUCAUUCAAAGAGCCGCUCAACAAUCGACCUGUCGAUGAAUGGAAAGAAGCCGGGACAGCAAGGCUCACAGCCAUCGAUUUCUCUACUGAACCCAUCAACCCAGCGGACAAGGGCAAGGCUUGGUGGGAACAGGCAGCGACUUCAUCUGGCCGCAGACGCAGCAGAUCGGCGAAGGUGGCGGAUAACCCGGGCGCUGGAGGCCAUAUUGACGAUAGAACGGCUGAAUUCAAUCCAAAUCUAUAUCUGCGGUGCGGGCCUUUACUUCGCUACAAAGGCAUGAGAAGACAGAAAAACGAAAGGGGAGAAGAACGUGAAUUCUGGCGAGGAAGUGUCCUUAUUGUGACUCAAAAUUCCCAUUCUUCCUACGAUCCGACGCCGAUUUUACGUCUGUUUUGUCAGCCACAAAAGUUGUUACCACCUCCACCUCAUCACGUCACUACAGAUGAGCUUCAACCUGAAUAUGUCGAUCCGAUUGCUGGCUUGACUAAGCUCUCGAGGACCGGGAGGGCGUUGUACGUUCGACCUGUGGACCACUUGGAAGAGGGAAGGGAUCUGUCACAGAUCGAAAACGAUGACGGACUCUUCGAAAGCUCUCCCAGCCCGCUCGAGCAUAGUGGACCCCAAGGUCUAGUCCCGUUCUCCAACAAUCGCAUCCUUGAUACAGACGGAGAAAGAUUCGGAAGAUAUCAAGAAGUAGCGGGGGCGCGACUUUAUGCCGAUCCGGACCGUGAUGUGACCUUCUGGCGAUUUAAUCUCGAAAUAGAACUCGCUGGUGAGCAACAGCAUAUCGCUUACCGCAUCAAUCGUGGUCCGUCGGUCGGUUUUUGGGUGCCUGCUCGAGGCCAGACCAUGAACAUAAUGUUUCAUUCUUGCAAUGGGUUCAGCCUCUCCGUCAAUCCCGAUAGCUUCAGCGGACCUGAUCCGAUGUGGAGAGACGUUCUCAAUACCCAUCAAUCACGCCCAUUCCACGUUAUGAUAGGUGGUGGCGAUCAGAUAUACAAUGACCGCGUCAUGCUCGAGACCGAACAUUUUGGCGAAUGGACUAGGAUGAGAAACCCAACUCAUAAGCACCACGCACCAUUUACGCAUGAAAUGAAGGAAGAACUUGAGAGCUUCUAUCUGAACAGAUAUGCUAUGUGGUUCUCUCAGGGCCUCUUCAGCAUGGCUGCUAGCCAGAUCCCGAUGGUGAACAUAUGGGACGAUCACGAUAUCAUCGAUGGCUUUGGUUCCUAUCCGAACCAUUUCAUGGAGACACCCGUCUUCUCCGGAAUUGGCAAUGUCGCAUAUAAAUAUUACAUGCUCUUUCAGCACCAGAGCGUCCCUGAAGAAACCACCGCACAUGAACCUAGCUGGGUCUUGGGCCGACAGCCGGGGUCGUACAUCAAGCAGCUUAGCAGAAGUGUGUUUAUGCAUAUGGGAAAACAUGUGGCAUUUCUGGGCCUUGAUUGCCGCACGGAAAGAAAGCGCAAUGAGGUGUUGAGUUUGUCCACUCUGGAUUUCGUUUUGGACCGAUGCCGCAAAGAACUCAUCGAAGGGGAGACGAAGCACCUCAUCGUAUUGCUCGGUGUUCCCCUUGCCUACCCUCGCCUGGUUUGGCUGGAAAAUGUUCUCACCAGCCGACUCAUGGAUCCUGUCAAAGCUCUGGGAAGAGCCGGAAUCCUGAAGGGCAGCUUUCUCAACAAGUUCGACGGUGGAGUUGAGAUCCUCGAUGACCUCGACGAUCACUGGACCGCAACUAACCACAAACAUGAGCGUAAUGACUUGGUACGAGACCUACAGGAUCUGGCAGCAGAGAAGUCAUGUCGCAUCACUGUUUUGAGCGGAGACGUCCACCUCGCUGCAAUCGGCCAGUUUCACUCAAAUCCAAAGCUGAAGAUCCCCAAGGACAAAGAUCACCGAUACAUGCCAAACGUGAUAUCUUCGGCGAUCGUGAAUACACCACCAUCGGACAUGCUGGCCGAUAUCCUGAACAGACGGAACAAGGUACAUCACUUGGACCACUACACUGAUGAAGACAUGAUACCCAUGUUCACCCAUGAUGUGAAUGACAAGAAACGGAAUAACAAACGUUUACUGCCUCGACGCAAUUGGUGUUCGAUCCGGGAGUACAUCCCAGGCUCAACCCCUCCACCUUCACCGUCAGAAAGUUCGGCAGUCUUCGAAGAUGAAGAUUUGGAGGAAAAGCCAGAACCUCGGCCUCGACGAUUCUCCUUGACCAAGGCAGAUGUAAAUCCACGAACUCUGUUUCGCCGACUAAGCUCGCGGAACGCGCCUCCCACAUCGUAUCGCGACAUGAUAUAUGACCAGGGUCGCUCAGCGUCUCACGAUGGAACGACACAAUCCGAAGGCGCCACAUUGGUCCAGGACCGCAAUGCGAGCAGCUCUCGUCAAGCCUCGAGUGAGUUCCAGGCUCUCCCGAACAGACGUGCUUCUUCGUUCGACCAUACUUCUUCCGGCGUCCCAGUGCGGCCUGGCACGUUCAAACGCCGUCCGACCAAUUUCUCUGAAAAAGCUGCUAGGAAAGGGGAUGUACCGGCUAUUGAUGCCGAAGGUAAUGAAAUUGAUGUUAAUGAUCACAUUAAUCUUGAGGGUGGUCUCGAUGUUGUAUUGAACGUUGAAGUCAACCAAAAGGACCCAUCUGGAAUUACGACGCCCUACAGGCUGCUUAUCCCGGCUCUUUGGUAUGACGGUAGCUCUGACCGCGAGAAGCUCGAUGACGCCAGUGCGGUCCCACGAAAACCGACAAUCUUAAACAGAUUCGGUAUCGGUGCGAGAAGGCCGAAGGUCGCGGGGAACCAAGAGGAAGAUUGGGAUCAGGAAGAGAGCGAAGAAGACUACCCAGAGAACUCAUAUGCCCCAAGAGCAGGAGCAGCACCUCGGCGAAGAUUUAGUCUUUUCGGAAGCCGCCGACAAAAGAGGGAAGAUUACCAAAGUGAUGAUGAAGACGAGGACGAAGACCAGUCUCAAGUCCAAGCCGCUGGAAUGGGACAGUCUCAACAAUACCAGCCCCCGAACAACACUUCGGGUCGUAACCCAGGGCCACACCCCAGAAACGCCGAUUACCAGCUGUCGCACAAUAUGACUAGCCCACCUAACCACGACAUGCUGUAUGACACCGAAAAUCGGCCACCAGCAAGUCACAGUCUCGAGCCCGCGGUCCACCCAAGCGUCCGACGUUCCUUGACGAUAUCUGGUCGCGGUAUGCAGCCUAGUGGAGCAGGAAGAGCGGAGGGAAAUGUCGGCAGCAAUUACUCUGAUCAACAGCUGUCUUCCGUCCAAGCAAUGGGAAGAAGUCAGCCUCGUGUCUCUCCCUCGCCAGCACUGCCCAUGACAAACGCCAAUGGAGGCGGGGAUAUACCUCAGCGUCGUCUAAGCAAGCAGGAACGCGUUCUAGGGAUUUCGGCGUCUGAACCACAACCCUAUGGCCCUCCACAGCAAUUGAGAGGCAACGGCAUCAUUGGGCGAGAUUUCAGACAAGCGUACGAGCAGCCGGAUUUUUACGAGGCUCCUCCAGCAAGGGGAUAUUCUGGCAUAGAGGCAUACAAAGAGCCGAAGCCACGACGGACAUUCAGUCUCAAAAGAGCGCGAAAUUGGUUCGAUGGGAGGCCUCGAGAGGAGCAAUACGAUUGAAUUUUCACAUAUUUGGAAACGCCCUACCAAGGAGUCCUGAGGGCUUUGGCGGCCUUUUUGGUAAUCCCCGAACUGGGAUCUCUUCGAAUCCAAGUAAGCGAGUGCUUAGGUACGUUCAAGCGCUGAUCUAAUAUCUGCACACGGGAAACUAUUGGGAGAUUUUUCUUUGGUUCCAUGGCCUGAGCGUUCACGAAAUUUGCGCAAACAGCGUUCGAGCAUUGCAUCAGCUUGGUUGGGAUUCACUACGAGCUUUAAUUCAUGAGGACAUGUAUCACCUUCCUGAGGAGCUUACUGCAGCUCUACUCGUACUUUACCCGGCGGUCGUCUAGUCUAGCUUUUAUUUAAGGACGUUCCCACAAUGCCGAC
Cladophialophora immunda is the source of this 6036-nucleotide messenger RNA. RefSeq lists its product as uncharacterized. Lineage: Eukaryota; Fungi; Ascomycota; Eurotiomycetes; Chaetothyriales; Herpotrichiellaceae. Gene Ontology annotation, cellular component: membrane. Bases 394 to 5670 code for a protein of 1758 amino acids. The record is from RefSeq and is a predicted model, not a curated record. The transcript has a single exon.